This is a messenger RNA of Branchiostoma floridae (Florida lancelet), 3583 nucleotides long. Its product is annotated as retinal Mueller cells isomerohydrolase-like. Gene Ontology annotation, molecular function: beta-carotene 15,15'-dioxygenase activity; carotenoid dioxygenase activity. Lineage: Eukaryota; Metazoa; Chordata; Leptocardii; Amphioxiformes; Branchiostomatidae. Bases 199 to 1812 code for a protein of 537 amino acids. The transcript is spliced from 12 exons. Gene Ontology annotation, biological process: carotene catabolic process; retinal metabolic process. The record is from RefSeq and is a predicted model, not a curated record.
UAUUAAAUUUCGCCGGUCCUUUCUCUGUGACCGUCUGACGUGGAAAGAAAGAUGUCGGCUACUGCAUGGAAACGGUCCGACCGAUGAAACACAACGGCUGCGAUUCCUCAGUCCAGCACCUUUCUAUCCCUGCAAUUCCGAUCUUUUCUCGGAUUAUCACGUCUUAUCUUUAAGGAGCUCCUACCUUAAGACACAAGCAUGGCAGCUGCGCCAUUGGGUAGCGCAAGGAUGUUCUUUUCCGUGGACGAAUUUCCGGAACCGGUGCCCACAACAAUCAAAGGGGAGAUCCCGGCCUGGGUAAGCGGCUCCCUGAUGCGUACCGGCCCGGGGAAGUUCGAGGUGGGGAAGGAGGCGUACCGGUACUGGUUCGACGGGCUCGCCAUCGUGCACAAGUUCAACAUCAAGGACGGGAAGGUGACGUACCAGAGCCGUUUCUUGGAGACCGAGGCCUACCGGGAAGCCAUGAAGGCCCAGCGGAUCGUGCUAUCCGAGUACGGCACCAUGGCCUACCCCGAUCCGUGCAAGAACAUCUUCGCGCGCUUCUUCUCCUACUUCUUCCCGCCAGACAUGAGCGACAACGACCUGGUCAACACCUUCCCCAUGUCGGACGAGUUCUACUGUGUGAAUGAGACCUACAGAUGGACCAAACUCGAUCCCAGGACACUUGAUACAUUGGGACAGAUUGACCUGACCAAAUACAUCGCGGUGAACGCGCUGACGGCCCACCCCCACCACGAGUCAGAUGGUACAGUCUACAACAUGGGCUCGUCCUACAGCUACAAGACUGGCUGUCAGUACAACAUCGUCAGGUUCGACCCGCUGGACAGGAAGAAGUGUGGUCCGGAGGCGACAGUGUUGGAGAACGCUUCCAUCGUGUGCAGCAUCCCUGCCAGCUACAGCCUCAGCGCCUCCUACUAUCACAGCUUUGGCAUGACGCCAAACUACUUCGUCUUCAUCGAGCAGCCGCUAUACAUGAACAUCCCCAAGAUCCUAUUGGCCAGAAUCCAGGACGUGGGCGUGACGGAGUGUUUUGAUUGGUACACGGAGAUCCCUUGUCGGUUUGUGGUGGUGCGGCGUAAGGACGGGGAGAUCAUCUCAACAAAAUACACCGCCGACUCGUUCUUCUGCUUCCACCACAUCAACACGUACGAGGAGGCCGGCCAUCUUGUCCUUGACGUGUGCUGUUUUGAGGACGCGCGGAUCGUGAAGCUGCUGUACCUGUCGCACCUGCGCAGACCGGACGACGAGAAGUCCUUCCCGGAGCCGCAGUGCCGCCGCUACUGUCUGCCCAUCGACCUCGGGCAGGACGAAAAGGUAAACAACAACACAGUGAAGCUGACCUACACCACAGCCACGGCGUGUUUACAACAGGACGGGAGUGUCCACUGCCAACCCGAGCACAUGUCUCAUGUGGAAAAAGGGUUUGAAUUCCCGACUAUCAACUACACCAAGUAUAACGGAAAGCCUUACAGGUAUUUCUACGGGACAGGCCUGGCCGGGGCCUUUACAGAUGCCUUGUUUAAGAUGGACGUUAAGACGAAGAAGUUGUGGACGUGGCGAGAGAAGCACUGUUACGGGUCGGAGCUCAUCUUCGUACCGUCUCCUGACGGGGUGGAGGAGGAUGACGGUGUGCUUUUGGCCACCGUGGUGGACGUGAAGGACGAGAAAGGCGCGUUCCUGUUGGUUCUGGACGGGAAAACGUUCACGGAGCUGGGCCGGGCCGUGAUCCCGGCGCACGUGGGGGUGGGGUACGGACUGCACGGCUGCUACGUCCCGGAGGCGCCGCCCGGGGAGAUCUUCCAGAAACUGUGACGUGGCAGGAAACGUUUUUAGGCGUGUAAUCUCCAAGCAGAUCUUGCGGUGGCAUCAGAUAGUAUCAUAAGCUGGGGAAGGAAUUUAGCCAGUAGAGGAGUUUCAUUGGCUUCGCGGUGGCUAAUGAACUCCUUUGCCGGCUAAACGGCUCAGGUCAAAGGUGCUUAGAUUAGAUGCCGAAGUCGGCACAAUAGGUACUGAUCCUGUAGAGAUGUUAAGGUGGCGUUUUUGAGGUGAAAAUGUCUUCUCAUCAGCACCAAAAGAAUACAGUGAAGAAGCCACCGUCUUCCAGAUGUCUAGAGGUGGAACAUUUAAUAUAUCAGAAGGUGCUUGCAGCAAAUGCCUUCUCAUCACCAAAAGAGUAGAUUAAAGGAGUCAUAACUGUUCAGGAGAUUUGAGAUAGCCCAUUCUGUGACUCGAUUUUAAGAUUCUUUUGCUGCAAGCUCUUCAUGUAUAUCUCGUGCCUUACUUUGCGAGAAAAAUAUCAGACAGUGUUAUCAGCUUAAUUUGCUUGAAAAUGCCCCAAACUAAGUAAAAUGAAGGCUGCUUCAUCAUAGAACUAACAUUAUAUGAUAUGAAACAUAUCUCUCACUACGUGAUGCAUAAGGUGCUAGUAAAAUACAAGCACCUUAUAUAGACCUUAACACAGGAGGGUGUUCGACGUAAAAAAAGAAACAACCAGAAACGUGGAGAGUAAUAUGAGAUAACGUUGGUAUCUUCCUCACAGUGAUUCCGAGUUGGCAGGACAAUAGUAUGAUAUUGUUGUUUACUUGUAAAACUAGAACGUGUUUAUAAACUGAAAAGAGAUCCAAAUGUUAACUAAAGAUAGUUUUGUUGAAAGGUUAGGUAGUCUAAAAGGCUAGAGGUCAGGCUAGAAGUUGUAUAAUUGUGUUCAAACGUGAAAGUUCCAUGUGCUUCUUACGUCCUUAAGUGGGUAUCUCACUAUAACUGCUCACGUUUCUAAUUAGCGACAGAGCGCUCAAUGAAUUUUUAUUGAUAAAAUGUCAUCUUUUUACGCAUUUUGCGUUUUGUUGUUAUACUUGUAGGCUUUGCAUGGCAUUCCCAUUCCCAAGUCAAGGGUAAUACAAAUUUGCAAUCAGACGAUACAGCGACGUCGCUAACGUGCCGCAGUCCAUUUAGAUACCUGCUUAUUAGUUUUUGAUUGGCCCUGUUAAUGGUAAUGUGGAAUUUCAUUGAGAUUCUUAAGGUUUUCCUGUUGUGGAAAACCAGCUUUUUGCAGUUGCAACUACAAUGCAUAUAUGGUUGAUUUUGUUUUAAGUAAGAGAUGAAGUUGAUGUGAUAUAUGUUAUCUUAACCGUUAAUCAAAACACAAGUUAAGUUAUUUCAUAAAGCGCUAAGGCUGAAUUGAAUAUUUUGCAACAUUGCUGCUUUUGCUUGCUGUGACCACCUUUAUUCUAACGAUGUUUAACAUUGCAGUAGAACCUUAAGCUUGUAUUUCUUGUUUGAUGCUAGAUCAGUCAUCGGUUCAAAAAGAUUCGAAAAGUUUUCAACAUCCAAGCCAUGUUAAAAUGUGUUGAACAGUUUUAGGCAAUAAAUGAUUGAAAGAGAUAAAAGAAAGUCAUGUUGAUAUUAUGACGAUUGAAAGAAGUUGUUAUGGAAUGCCUUAGACAGUUGGUGUCAUUACAAUUGGACACUUGUGUAAAGUUUGGUUAUCAUGCCAGGCCCUGUGAUUUUUUGAGAAUCAUAUAUUGAUUGUAGCAACGAACAGUAUUUGAAUUGUGUACUAAAUAUUUCUGCGAGAAAUCUUCUA